AGUAAUGUGCUUCGUUCUCUCAUCUCUCUGAGUUCUGCUAUUCUGGAUUGAAAACAGAGGAGGUUUUGUUUCUUUUCAGUUGGGCGGUUUUUUCUUGAUUGACUUUCUCGCUUAGAGACUUGAAAUAAGCUUGAGUUCACUAAUAGAUUAGCUUCUACAAAGGAGGUUCAUGCUUUGAAUACCGUCUGUUUGAUUACUGCAAUCACUUUGAAUCGCAAUGAUCACAUUUACGGAUUCAACGAAAGAACCAACGAAGGAGACGGAGAAAUGUCUAGAUUCUCAACUUUGGCAUGCCUGCGCGGGAGGGAUGGUUCAGAUGCCUCUGGUUAACUCAAAGGUCUUCUACUUUCCGCAGGGACAGGCGGAGCAUGCUCAUGGGAACAUUGAUUUGGGUAAUUCAUCAAGGAUUCCUCCACUCACCCUCUGCCGAGUUGCUGCGGUGAAGUUCAUGGCAGAUCCUGAGACAGACGAAGUUUAUUCCAAGAUGAGGUUGGUUCCCUUAAGGAACAACGAAGCUGACUGCGACGAUGAUGGGGUUAUCGGAAGCAAUGGAUCUGAGCUCCAAGAGAAGCCAGCUUCAUUUGCCAAGACCUUGACACAAUCAGAUGCCAACAAUGGUGGAGGUUUCUCUGUACCUCGAUAUUGUGCAGAAACGAUCUUCCCGCGUCUCGACUAUUCUGCUGAUCCUCCUGUCCAGACGGUCCUUGCGAAGGAUGUCCAUGGUGACGUUUGGAAGUUUCGUCACAUAUAUAGAGGAACCCCACGCCGUCAUCUCCUUACCACCGGAUGGAGCACUUUUGUGAGCCAGAAGAAGCUCAUGGCCGGGGAUUCAAUUGUUUUCUUAAGAGCAGAGAAUGGGGAUCUCUGUGUCGGAAUCCGGCGAGCGAAGAGGGGGAUUGGUGGCGGUCCUGAGUCCCCUUCUGGAUGGAAUCCAGUUGCUGGAAACUGUGUCUCACCUUAUGGGGGAUUUUCUGUCUUCUUGAGGGAGGACGAUAGCAAGCUAAUGAGAAACCCUAAUGGUGGGAAUGCUAACUCCAAUGGCAGUUUAAGGGCAAGGGGAAGAGUUAGAGCCGAGUCUGUUAUUGAGGCUGCAACUCUUGCUGCCAAUGGGCAGCCCUUCGAAGUAGUUUACUAUCCAAGAGCCAGCACCCCGGAGUUUUGCGUAAAGGCCUCUGCUGUGAGGGCAGCAAUGCGAAUCCAGUGGUGUGCAGGGAUGAGGUUCAAGAUGGCUUUUGAGACUGAGGAUUCUUCCCGGAUUAGCUGGUUCAUGGGAACCAUAUCUUCUGUUCAGGUUGCUGAUUCCAUCCGGUGGCCUCAGUCACCGUGGAGACUUCUCCAGGUAAUUUGGGAUGAACCAGAUUUGCUCCAGAAUGUGAAGCGCGUCAGCCCAUGGUUGGUCGAAUUGGUAUCCAACAUGCCCGCCAUCCAAUUCUCACCAUUUUCACCACCUAGGAAGAAAUUGCGGUUCUUGCAACACUCAGAUUUUCCCCCUGACGGUCAAGUUCCAAUACCUUCAUUUUCAGGCAAUCCCCUUGGAUCAAGCAGAGCCUUGUGUUGUUUAUCAGACAGCACGACUGCAGGCAUACAGGGAGCCAGGCAUGCUCAAUAUGGUAUAUCCUUAUCAGAUCUCCACCUAAACAAACUGCAGUCGGGUCUGUUUCCAGCUGGUUUCCAGCGGUAUGAUCACGGUAGCCCACCAUCAAGAAUCUCUAAUGGCAUUGUCGGCAUUGCCAGUGGCAGUGACAAUGUGUCAUGCUUGCUAACCAUGGGAAGUUCUGCCCAGACUUCAAAGAAAUCUGAUGAUGGAAAGACACCCCAGUUCUUGCUCUUUGGACAACCCAUACUCACUGAGCAGCAGAUCACUCUUAGCGGGUCUGGUGAUACAGUCUCACAUGUGCUUACAGGGAUCAGUUCAUCAAAUGGGAAUAGGAAGACGACAAACAUCUCAGAUGGUUCUGCAUCGGCACUUCAUCCGCAUGGUAUACAGGAUAACUUAUGUGGAGGAAUUCCAUGGUAUAAAGAUCUGCCAACAACGGAGAAUGGUUUGGAGACCGGCCACUGUAAGGUAUUCAUGGAAUCAGAGGAUGUGGGCAGGACUCUUGACCUGUCAGUUCUUGGAUCAUAUGAAGAACUAUACAGGAGGCUGGCCAACAUGUUUGGCAUAGAAAAGUUAGAAAUGCUGAGCCAUGUGCUCUAUAGGGAUGUAACGGGUGCAGUUAAACACACCGGAGAUGAACCAUUCAGCGAGUUCAUGAAAACUGCAAGAAGGCUCACAAUUCUAAUGGAUUCAGGCAGCGACAACAUAGGAAGGAAAUGGAUCACAGGGUUGCGGAGUGCUGAAAAUGGACUUGGCUCUUCUAAUAAGAUGGGCCCGCUAGGCAUAUAUAUAUGCUUAAAAUAGGAAACUCUUGAGGAUUUUG
Telopea speciosissima is the source of this 2420-nucleotide messenger RNA. RefSeq names its product auxin response factor 18-like. Gene Ontology annotation, cellular component: nucleus. The transcript has 5 exons. Bases 218 to 2401 code for a protein of 727 amino acids. Gene Ontology annotation, biological process: regulation of DNA-templated transcription; response to hormone. Lineage: Eukaryota; Viridiplantae; Streptophyta; Magnoliopsida; Proteales; Proteaceae. The record is from RefSeq and is a predicted model, not a curated record. Gene Ontology annotation, molecular function: DNA binding; protein binding.